Molecule: messenger RNA, 2181 nt
Organism: Melospiza georgiana
Lineage: Eukaryota; Metazoa; Chordata; Aves; Passeriformes; Passerellidae
Product: dipeptidase 2-like
Exons: 10
Coding region: 1-1266 (421 amino acids)
Biological process (GO): proteolysis
Molecular function (GO): metallodipeptidase activity
Source: RefSeq, a predicted model, not a curated record
AUGGGAAAGAAGAGAAAUAUGGCAAAGUUAUUGUGGCUGCUGAUGUUCUUUUCUGAUAUUGUGCCAUUCAGCUGUGAGAAAUCAAUGAGAGAAAGAGCCAUUGAGCUGAUGCAAGAUGCACGUUUGAUCGAUGGCCACAAUGACUUUGUACUGCAGCUGAGAAUACUUUACCAAAAUAAAAUCAGUGGUGUCAACUUGAGAGACCUCAACAGGACCCACACAAACCUUGCAAAACUUCAGGCUGGUUAUGUGGGAGCUCAGUUUUGGUCAGUGUAUGUUCUUUGCAGCGCUCAGAACAAGGACGCUGUUCGCCUGACCUUAGAGCAAAUCGAUGUUGUCAAGAGGAUGUGCAACAGCUACGAAGAGCUGGAGCUUGUGAUGACUUCCCAAGGUAUCUCUGACAGUAGAAAGAUUGCAUGUUUGAUUGGAAUAGAGGGUGGCCACUCCAUUGACAGCAGCCUGGCAGCACUGAGGAUGUACUAUGACUUGGGGGUUCGUUACAUGACUCUAACACACACCUGCAACACUCCCUGGUCUGAAUCAUCAUCUAAAGGAAUACACAACUUUUAUCCCAGUGUUAUUGGUCUGACUGCAUUUGGCCAAGAAGUGGUAAAGGAGAUGAAUCGCCUGGGUAUGCUGAUAGAUUUAUCUCACACCUCAUACUCCACUGUAAAAGCUGCACUCAACAUCUCAAAAGCACCAGUAAUUUUCAGCCACUCUGCAGCAUUUUCUGUUUGUAACCACUCAAGAAAUGUUCCUGAUGAUAUCCUCCAGCAACUGAAAAAGAACAAGGGAAUUAUCAUGGUGUCUUUCAAUGCAGAUGUACUGGCCUGUGGCAGAAAAGUUGUUAAUAUUUCUACCCUUGCAGAUCAUUUUGACCAUAUAAAGGAAGUUGCAGGCUCAGAAUCUAUAGGAAUUGGUGGUGACUAUGAUGGAGUGCAACGCUUUCCCGAGGGAUUGGAAGAUGUCUCUAAAUACCCCUCUUUGAUAGAGGAACUUCUUAGAAGAGGAUGGAAUGAAACUGAACUGAAAGGAGUCUUAAGGGAGAACUUUCUCCGUGUCUUCAGGGAAGUAGAAAAUGUGCGGAACAAUUUUGCAGUAAUGGGCGUAGGUGAAAGUGAAAUUCUGCAAGAAACAAAACACUCCUGUCGCCUAGACCUACAUAAGCCUCAGCCUCAGCCAUCCAGGUCCUUUGGAUUUCCUUCUGUGGCACAGCCUUUCAUCCUGACACUUGUAUCAUGUUCAAUGCUGUAUUAUGUAUCAUGAGCUUAUGGAGUCUAGAGAGAUUUUUGGAAUACUCUGCAAUGCAGCUACUUAUCUUUCUGUGAUUUGUUAGCAGAAGACUAUUAUAAAUUUUAAACACAAUUUCUAUAAAUUCAUCUGCAUAUUUGAAAAGUCAUGUUAAUUAUAAAUGAUGUAGCAAAAGUGUUUAGAAUUUGAACUGAUAAAUUCUGUAUCACCUUGGCUGGACCAGGACCAACUUUGUUAAUGGAAAAUAUUCACAUCUAAAGAAUAAAUUCUGUAAUACUCAAUGCAUGGUUUUGGUACUCAUAUUGUGGAAUAAAGACUGGAGUCCAGAACCAGCAGUUUCACACAGGAACUAGAAAUUAUGAUUAAGACAUCUGUGCCAAGUAGUUUUCAAAUAUUGCUUCUUGUUAAAUCAUACAGCUUCCAUCAACAGUUGAUGGCUUACUCAGAGAAGACCAACCCCUGCCAUAUGGAGAAAAGUGCUUUUUUGGUUUGCUUGGGGUUUUGUUUUGUUUUUUGAGAUGACAAGAUGAGUGACAAGCCUAUUCCAGCUUGAACUGCAUGCCUACAACUAGCUUUAGAAACCCAUCCUGCAGUACUAAACUCUUAUUUUUGAACACUGACCAGGACAGUGGGCAACUGGACAAUUACUGAAGGGUAGAGGCAGAUCUCUACAUUCAGGUGCAGGCAAUGCUGUAGAUACUUUUUAUAAUUUGAGGAGAACUGUUUGCAGCAUUUUCAUGAUGAUGGGAACAAGAACAAGUCAGGACAAAGCAGGAAUUCUGGCUAGUAAGAGGGUUGUGCAAAUCUUUUUGACAUUUAAACAAUUAUCCUUAUCAAUAACAUGUUUUAUUAUUUCAUUUCUAUUCUAGCUGGCUAAAAUCAGACCAUGGCCAGCGGAUUCAUAGAUGCAAAAUUAGACAGAGACCUUUU